UGCGGGCCUAGGGGUGACAGUUCGUACCUUGUCUCGUAGUUGCAAACAAAACACGAUGGCGUCCGUCGGUCCGGUUGAGUUUCGCGAGAUAAAACUGCAAAAUGUGUCGAAAAUUGAAGCGCUCAUCAACGAUUCCGCGUACAAGGAGGGCAUCGAGAACAGUGAAACGUUUAAUACGCGGCUGUGCAUUGAACGGCGCCAGCGGAUGCCGUUUUUGGACCCGCAAACCGGAGUCGCCCAGUAUCACUCGGCUUUGUUUAUGAAGGCGAGGCAGCGGAUGCCGGGGCUGAAGGUUGGUCAGAUUUACAGCUAUCCGGCGGCCCGUUGGCGCAAGUCCCGGCGGCAGUAUCUGCUCCAGAAGCAGCACCCGGCCUUUCCGGCGUACACGAACCGACCGUUUGGGCAUUUAACGAGCAGCUAUGAUGCUGAGGGAUCGAAUUUGGAUUCUGCCACUUCCAGUGUUGACGCCGAGGGUGGGAAAGACAUGAAGGAAGAUCCGGGCCAGGAUUGGUACUACGACGAGAUGGACAUGCAUGAAAUGGAGACGUACGACGAUCACGAGUUGCCGGACUCGGAUUGUGACUUUGACGAGAGUUACAGCAGCCGGAAGAAACGUAGCAAGGGUGGUAAGGGUGGGUCGAGUUCAAGCAAGGGCAAAGCUAGCGUAGCCGAACCGAAUACACCCAAACGUGGGCGCGGUUCUGGCAGAGGCCGCGGCCGGAAAUCUCAAGGUGUUGGCGACAGUCCCAGCACCAAGGAAGCGCCGGAGGCAAGUUCAAGCAAGAAAGUUCGUCAACAACCACCGCCGCCACCUCCUCCACAGCACGUUCCAGCUCCACCAGCAGCAAUCCCAUCGUCUCCGUUGACCGUUCCGCCAGAAGAGCCUCCGAUGCCGGUGCUGGUCCCGGAGCACAAGCCCUUCGAAGAACCCGAGGAGAGACCGAACCCGGUCAAGCCCGGACCAUCGGCUUCCGCUCACAUGCAUGCUCCUUCCGCUGCCGGAUCCGCUUCCAACGCUACUGCUCCCGCUACCGCAGGUCCUCCUCCGGAAAAGGGACGCGCCGUCCCGUCUCCGUACUGUGACUUUUGCCUGGGAGACGCUCGCGAAAACAAGAAAACAUUCGAAGCCGAAGAGCUGGUCUCCUGCUCGGACUGUGGCCGCUCGGGACACCCGACCUGUCUUCAGUUCACGGCCAACAUGAUCAUCUCGGUGCGCAAGUACCGCUGGCAGUGCAUCGAGUGCAAGUACUGCACCAUGUGCGGAACCUCGGACAACGACGACCAGCUGCUGUUCUGCGACGACUGUGACCGCGGCUAUCACAUGUACUGUCUGUCGCCGCCGCUCAUUUCUCCGCCGGAAGGUUCCUGGAGCUGCGCUCUGUGCACGGCCGAGUUCCACCGGAAGUAAUUCCGCAUGCAAUACCCAACAUAAGAAUCUCCCAAUUCGCUUGACAGCUAGCCAGAUAGUAGUGGUCGUUUCCGCGCGCUGCUCCCCAAUGAGUAAGAUAUGAUAUGACACAACACUUAACGCAUGACUUUUUAAAAAUCUGAUUGAUACUGUGUGUGAUGCUGUACUGUAUUUCAAUGUAACAUUUAUUGAUCUCGUGACAAUGUAUUACACGCAAAAAAACACUAAAUAUAUAUAUUAAACAAGAAAUAAAUACUAAUGUAAAAAUCCAGUGGCAAAUGUAAAUAAAAGGCCCACCCUAAAGGGCACGCACUACUCGAAACUUGUUUGCCGGAAUUAGAAAA
Culex quinquefasciatus (southern house mosquito) is the source of this 1752-nucleotide messenger RNA. It is a transcript of the gene d4, whose product is annotated as zinc finger protein DPF3. Gene Ontology annotation, biological process: nervous system development. NCBI's taxonomy places the organism in Eukaryota, Metazoa, Arthropoda, Insecta, Diptera, Culicidae. Gene Ontology annotation, cellular component: nBAF complex. The transcript has 2 exons. The record is from RefSeq and is a predicted model, not a curated record. The coding region runs from base 56 to 1408 and encodes 450 amino acids.